This is a messenger RNA of Pelmatolapia mariae (spotted tilapia), 4740 nucleotides long. RefSeq names its product thyroid hormone receptor alpha-B. NCBI's taxonomy places the organism in Eukaryota, Metazoa, Chordata, Actinopteri, Cichliformes, Cichlidae. Gene Ontology annotation, molecular function: nuclear receptor activity; RNA polymerase II cis-regulatory region sequence-specific DNA binding; zinc ion binding. The record is from RefSeq and is a predicted model, not a curated record. Gene Ontology annotation, biological process: negative regulation of transcription by RNA polymerase II; retinoic acid receptor signaling pathway; positive regulation of transcription by RNA polymerase II. The transcript is spliced from 11 exons. The coding region runs from base 795 to 2024 and encodes 409 amino acids.
CGCUGUCGUUGCAGCCCAUCCAAACGCUACUGGAAAGCAACAAAAAGGGGAAACAAACGGCUUCAAUCCGCGCUGAAGCUUUGCAGGAAGGAGCACUGGGGGUUGUUGUCCGAGGGGGGAGAUAAAUUGACGGUACGAGGCGCAGCAGCUUGGCCGAGGAAUGGGCUCGGAGUGAGGGGACGGGGGAGCCAUCCAGCGCUUCUCUACUGCUACACUUGUGCAUGAACCCGGGGACUUUCUCCCGCUUUAUUUUCGCCUCGUAUCCCAGCGGGAAGUUGUGUCCAAACCGCGUGGGGAGUAACUGAAGGUGAAGAGUCUGCGAAGACCUGUGUUGGGAUAAAAGCUGUAUUCAAAUCUAAAGAAAGGGCACUGGAGUGAAGGCAGCUGACAACCAAGAACGGAGGCAAGGCGGACUGCACAACGCAAGAGGCCUGGGGAAAUCAUUAACUCCACGCUCGCGCAGUAUGACUGCCUGGAUCCCACUCCUCCCUCUGCGUUCCUGAGACUGUCAUCCACCUCCAGCCCUGGCCUCAAGGCCAGCUGAUUUACCCGCGGAACCUCCAUCAUCUUUCAUAUUUUCCAGCAUCACCCUGAGCAACAACACACCGGGUGCACUCCUUUUGGAGAAACGCCCAAAACCAACCUUCCGAGGACCCCAGGGACCGGCCCCUAGGGACCGGCCCCUGUUAUGUUUUGUUGACCGACUCGUCCCAACCGGCGAAUGACAAGUGUGCAUCCGAGGGUGGGGCUUGCCUCAGUCUCUCAUGAUUGGCUGCUGGAUGGAAUUAAGGUGAAUGGAACACAUGCCCAAGGAGCAGGACUCUAACCCAUCAGAGGGAGAAGAGAAACAGUGGCUCAAUGGCCCAAAAAGGAAGAGGAAGAACAGCCAAUGUUCGGUGAAGAGCAUGACUGGGUACAUUCCCAGCUACCUCGAAAAGGAUGAGCCAUGUGUGGUGUGUGGCGACAAGGCCACAGGUUACCACUACCGCUGCAUUACCUGCGAGGGCUGCAAGGGUUUUUUUCGUAGGACCAUUCAAAAGAACCUCCACCCGAGCUACUCCUGUAAGUACGAUGGUUGCUGCAUCAUUGACAAGAUCACCCGCAACCAGUGCCAGCUGUGCCGCUUCAAGAAGUGCAUUGCUGUGGGCAUGGCCAUGGACUUGGUACUGGAUGACUCAAAGCGGGUGGCUAAACGGCGCCUGAUUGAGGAGAACAGGGAGCGGCGUAAGAAGGAGGAGAUGGUAAAAUCCCUCCAGACCCGUCCGGAGCCCACGGGGGCCGAGUGGGAGCUGAUCCGCUUGGUGACGGAGGCCCAUCGUCACACCAAUGCUCAGGGCGCACAGUGGAAGCAGAAGCGCAAAUUCCUGCCAGAGAAAAUCGGCCAGUCUCCAGUCGCUCCAACAUCAGACGGAGACAAGGUGGACCUGGAGGCCUUCAGCGAGUUCACCAAGAUCAUCACUCCCGCCAUCACCCGUGUUGUUGACUUUGCCAAAAAACUGCCCAUGUUCUCUGAGCUGCCUUGUGAAGACCAGAUCAUCCUGUUGAAGGGCUGCUGCAUGGAGAUCAUGUCCUUGCGCGCAGCCAUGCGCUACGACCCGGACAGCGAGACGCUGACGCUCAGUGGGGAGAUGGCUGUGAAGCGGGAGCAACUGAAGAACGGCGGGCUGGGCGUGGUGUCGGACGCCAUCUUUGAUUUGGGCAAGAGCCUGGCACAGUUCAACCUUGACGACACGGAAGUGGCGCUCUUGCAAGCCGUGCUUCUCAUGAGCUCAGAUCGCUCAGGCCUGACCUGUAUGGACAAGAUCGAGAAGUGCCAGGAGACGUACCUGCUGGCGUUCGAGCACUACAUCAACUACCGCAAGCACAACAUUCCCCACUUCUGGCCGAAGCUUCUGAUGAAGGUGACGGACCUGCGGAUGAUCGGGGCGUGCCACGCCAGUCGCUUCCUUCACAUGAAGGUGGAAUGUCCCAACGAACUCUUCCCCCCGCUCUUCUUAGAGGUCUUCGAGGACCAGGAGGUGUGAGACACACUUGCCGGCACGCAAAGGGAAGAGAAAGUUGAAGCGAAACAGAAGAUGGGUUAGUCCAUCGUGUUUGUGGGGGAAGAAUGGAGGGAGAAUCCUCUCUGCAGGAAUCUGCAUUUCUCUGACAUCACAUUCACAGUAUGUGGUUUUAAAACUGGAAACAACAGUAUCAGAAACAACACACCAGCAACAGGAGAGUGAAGCAAACAGAGGAUUUUGUUUUGUGAACACCCUCUUCUCCACCUCUUUCUCCUCCUUAUACCAACCCCUGUUUUAAAAUCUGUUUGGGGGCCCUUCUGUCUGAGCAUGAUGUCUUAUCUAGUAAGAGUUGUAGCCAUUUGCCAAGACACAAACACACACAGAGACACAGACACACACACACACUCACAGCCUGUUCCACCUCAGUUCUUCAGGGCAGCACUCUUUGCAGGGUCAGUUUCCCCUCCUUGGUUUUAUUGUAGCGGUCACAGAUUUACACUUGUCUUGAAGCCCAUGUUUCCAGCGCCAAAGCUGGCCAGCACCUCUCAGUAUUAUUUCUGAAUAAGUGUUAAGGCAUUGAUUCAGAAGGUAUGGACAGUAGUGUCAUAUUGUUGCUCACAGUCAUGCAGGCGCACGCAAUCAGCAGACACUGCACAUAAAAAUUUCAGCAGACGUAAACGUUUCCGUGGUGUAUAACGGCGGCAGUAAAGCAGAGCAGCCACGCCACUUAUCAAUUACUCAACUCAAUCUGAGCCAUGACAGCUGUUUUUGGAGCUUGUUCUUCUCAUAUCCCUGUGAAACCGGUGCUAUAUUUAUAUAAGGCUACUCCAGUUUUAUGAAAUUGUGUUCUCUACCUUUGAAAAACAUACAGACCAUGGCUUCAUAUCUACCUUCAUUUUUGUCAUUGGACCGGUUCCUGUGACAUACAACACACACACACACCUACGCACACACACACACGAGCAGACCUGCCUUGUCAUUGCCUAUGCUGCUUGUGCCAGCAGCCUACCAUCUUAUGAAUGACAAGUAAGCCCUUCUCUGUCUGAAGAGGUACAGCAUUGAAGGAUUGGAAGGAAGCGAAAAAGAAGGGGGAGGAGAAAGGGAGAUGCUCAGAGGGGAGGCGGGAGAAAAGGAAGGCGCAGGCACAGAGAGAGGAAUUACAACGUAAAAGCUGGACUGUAGAUUCUGAGCCAGAGGUCAGAAAUAAAUCUCCCACACCCAACCUCCGAGGAGGUUCUGAAUAGCAGCAAACACCAGCAAGACGGCAGGGCUCAUCACGUACACACACUGACUCUCUUUUUGUCUUUUUAACUCUCUCACACACACACGAAAACACACAUCACCUCAGAGUAACGUGAAUGCCUCAUUUUACUGUAUGCACUGCACGGCAGUGUUGAUAUACAGCCCUAACCUGCAGGGUUUGUACAGAGUCCUCUUUUCGUGGGCUCAACCCAGUGUGGCCCCUCCAGGCUUCCAUACACAUUUGCCUUCUGUUUUGUUUUGUUUUUUUCUAGUUUUUUGGUUAUUUUAUUCUAUUUUUUUUUUUUUUUACCAUGGGCGUCACUGAGAGCAGGCAAAUGCCAAGAAGGCUACCAUUUACCUCAAAGUGGACACACCCCUAGGCUGGGGCAGCAUUACUGCCCCUGUGGUGUCAGGCACUACCUCACCUCUGUGGACACAGGGCAGCUGCCCACAGCCUACACACAGACAUACACCAUUCGAGUUGGAGCAUGUGUAGAAUGACACACAGAUGUGCAUAGCUUUUUGCGUAGGUGCACACUCGUAGUCAUGGAAAGACAAAAACACUCGCAGAAUACACACAUACACACAGCGCUGUCACUUGGUUCAAAUGAAAUACCACUGAAGACAGGAGGGCCAGCCAUCCCCCUGGAAGGUUUUACUCCCUUCCAGGGAGUGGUACCCAUAACAUUCGGGUUAUCUCUUUUUUUAAUUUUUUAUUUUAUUUUAUCAAGUGGGACCAAGUGUCAUCUUUUCAAAUUUGGAUUUACCAGUUUCUCUAAAGACAGAAACCGACUCGCAGAAACAACGAAGGACAGCGUGGGAUGUGCAGCCCAUUAAAGCAAAAAGCAGCAAGAGGAACGAUUACACGGAGUUACCGAAAAGUCAAGGUGGCCACGCCCGUCAAAUCAGCAUGCAAAGAAAGGGCGAUUUCCAUCUGCGUGGUGAUGACGUACCAUGCUACACUUAUGAUAGCUGCCACUGGAGCUUGGUAAAUAUUUUCAUGGAAAAUUUCAGCUUUCUGUCAUGCAUGGGCAGUGUGUUUGACAUAAAAAAUGAUGGAGUGAAGCCUCCUCACAGGCAACUCAACCGCACUUCUAGCUUCCCAACGCUCACUACUAUAGCAGUAAUAUCUCAGCUCAAACAUCCAUGGCAGAUAUGAUAAGUUUACCCUCCAAAUGACCAUACAAGAGUGUUUGAUUUGAUUUCAAAAGCUCACUCUGUUCAAUCCAAUUCUGGGGCCAAGCCAAAUCUCACUGGGUUGAAAGAAAUCUAGUCUAUUUUCUAUCCAAUACCAAGCAGUAGUUUAUACUGGGCACAUGCACAGGAUGGGUUAUCCACACCCCCUCAGCUUGAGUGCAGUUGGGAGGGGAGAGGAACUGGAACGCCUCUAGAGAUCCAUCCCCACUCUUUUCUUUUCUACCCUCCUCUUGUCCAGUCCAUGACAUUGCCCUUUCUGGAGCCUAGCUCAAGUCUAAACCCCCCCCCCCCCCCCCCC